This is a messenger RNA of Ipomoea triloba (trilobed morning glory), 2107 nucleotides long. RefSeq names its product protein NRT1/ PTR FAMILY 6.3-like. NCBI's taxonomy places the organism in Eukaryota, Viridiplantae, Streptophyta, Magnoliopsida, Solanales, Convolvulaceae. The transcript has 5 exons. Gene Ontology annotation, cellular component: membrane. Gene Ontology annotation, biological process: oligopeptide transport; response to nitrate; transmembrane transport. Bases 136 to 1905 code for a protein of 589 amino acids. The record is from RefSeq and is a predicted model, not a curated record. Gene Ontology annotation, molecular function: nitrate transmembrane transporter activity.
UCCGGGCCCAAGCUAGGCCACCAUUAUAAAAGGCUGCUCCUUAGCUUGGAUGAAUUGAAUCUGCAUGAGCUUCUUCAACCAUAUAUCACCACUCUUAUUCCCUCUCCAUUAAAACUUAGCCUUAGAUUGUUGAUAAUGGCAUUACCUCAAACAGAAAAUGAAGCAAAAAUCCUCCCAGAUGCCUGGGACUUCCAUGGCCGCCCCGCCCUCCGCUCCUCCUCCGGCGGCUGGAGCAGCGCCGCCAUGAUUUUGGGGGUUGAGGCUUGUGAGAGGUUGACGACGUUGGGAAUCGCCGUCAACCUUGUGACCUACUUGACGGGGACCAUGCAUUUAGGGAAUGCUAACGCCGCCAAUAACGUCACUAACUUUCUUGGAACUUCCUUCAUGCUCACCCUCCUUGGUGGCUUCAUUGCUGACACUUUCCUCGGAAGGUACUUCACAAUCGCCAUCUUUACCACUGUUCAAGCGACGGGUGUGACCAUUUUGACCAUCUCAACAAUAAUACCAAGCCUAAGGCCUCCAAAGUGUGAACGGGGAAGCCCGGCAUGUAUUCCGGCGAGCGGCGCACAGCUGCUUGUCCUGUACGCGGCCCUUUACCUGACGGCGCUGGGCACCGGCGGCCUGAAGUCCAGCGUGUCUGGGUUCGGGUCGGACCAGUUCGACGAGACCGACAAGAAGGAGCGGGGCCAAAUGGUGAAGUUCUUCAACUGGUUCUUCUUCUUCAUCAACGUCGGAUCCCUGGCCGCCGUGACCGUGCUGGUGUACAUCCAGGACAGCCUCGGGCGGAGAUGGGGGUACGGCAUUUGCGCCUGCGCCAUCGUGGCGGCGCUUCUCGUGUUCCUGUCGGGGACGAAACGGUACCGUUUCAAGAAGCUGGUGGGGAGUCCGCUGACGCAGGUGGCGUCGGUGUUCGUGGCGGCGUGGAGGAAGAGGGACUUGGACUUGCCGUCGGAUCCCUCUCUUCUCUUCAAUACCGACGAUAUCGCCGGCGACCAUGCAAGCAAGAAGAAGCAAAAGUUGCCGCACAGCAAACAGUUCCGGUUCUUGGACAAGGCUGCAAUCAAGGAGGGAGAAGCAAGUGAAGGCAACAAAUGGACAGUGGCAACGUUAACAGACGUGGAAGAAGUGAAACAAGUGAUCAGAAUGUUACCCACGUGGGCAACGACCAUAAUGUUUUGGACCGUCUACGCUCAAAUGACGACGUUUUCCGUGUCGCAAGCCACCACCAUGGACCGCCGCAUCGGCAAGUCGUUCGAGAUCCCGGCGGCAUCGCUGACCGUCUUCUUCGUCGGGAGCAUCCUGCUCACCGUCGCGUUCUACGACCGCGCCGUCGUGCCCGUUUGCCGCCGAGUCUUGAAGAACCCGCAGGGCCUAUCUCCGCUGCAACGAAUCGGGGUGGGGCUGGUGUUUUCCAUCUUCGCCAUGAUCGCCGCCGCCUUGACGGAAAUCAAGCGGCUAAAGGUGGCCCAAUCGCACGGGUUGACAAAUGACCCAAAUGCCACCAUUCCCCGAAGCGUAUUCUGGCUGGUCCCACAGUUUUUCCUAGUGGGGGCCGGAGAGGCCUUUACCUAUAUUGGGCAACUCGAUUUCUUCUUACGGGAAUGCCCCAAAGGGAUGAAAACAAUGAGCACUGGCCUGUUUCUAAGCACGCUUUCGCUGGGAUUCUUCUUUAGCUCGACCUUGGUCACCAUUGUUCACAAGGUGACGGGGGAGAAAACGCCAUGGCUGGCUGAUAAUUUGAACCGGGGAAGGCUCUAUGAUUUCUACUGGCUGCUAUCGAUUCUGAGUGUUAUUAAUUUGAUGCUUUUCUUGUUCUGCUCGAGAUGGUAUGUGUACAAGGAGAAGAGGCUUGCGGAUGAGGGGAUUGAGUUAGAGGAAGAAGAAUCUGCAGCGGCAUGCCAUUAACACCUACUACUGCGGGCCAUUCAUCCAGAGGAUUGAAUCAACAACACAACUAUGUUCAUCCUUAAUUGCUUCUUUGUUCCUUAAUUUCAAAGGUUAAAAAUAAUUUCAUUUUGUAAGCUUGUUACUUAUUGUACAUAAAAAGAAAUGCUACCUUAUGUUUCAAAUCCUUUUUGAAUUGGUCUAUAAUUAUAUUUUAUGUGCA